Molecule: messenger RNA, 2207 nt
Organism: Alexandromys fortis (reed vole)
Lineage: Eukaryota; Metazoa; Chordata; Mammalia; Rodentia; Cricetidae
Gene: Ogfr
Product: opioid growth factor receptor
Exons: 7
Coding region: 53-1915 (620 amino acids)
Cellular component (GO): membrane
Molecular function (GO): opioid growth factor receptor activity
Source: RefSeq, a predicted model, not a curated record
UUCCUCCUCUUUCACUUUCCUUUCCCCGGAAAGCGGGUCCUGCCUCUCGAGCAUGGACGACCUGAAUUGCGAUUCCACUUGGGAGGACGAGAGCGAGGAGGAUGGCGAGGACGGCCAGGAGGAUGAUACGGGCGAUGCGGACACGGGCGACGAGGACGACGACGCGGAGGAGACACGGCCAGGCGUGUUCCAGCCCAAGAUGAUGGGGUACCGAAACUGGCGAGCUAUGCAGGACAUGCAAAGGUACCGACACCGCUAUCCGGAUUUGGCAGAUCAAGACUGUAAUGGCGACAUGUCCAACCUCAGUUUCUACAAGAAUGAGAUCUGCUUCCAGCCAAACGGUUCUUUCAUUGAGGAAAUUCUUCAGAAAUGGAAAGACAACUAUGAGCUCCUUGAAGAGAAUCACUCCUACAUCCAGUGGCUGUUUCCUCUGAGGGAACCGGGAGUGAACUGGCACGCCAAGCCCCUCACACUCAAGGAGAUUGACGCAUUCAAAAGCUCCAUGGAGGUCAAAGAGCGUCUUGUCCAGGCCUAUGAGCUCAUGCUGGGCUUUUAUGGGAUCCAACUUAAGGACCGGGACACAGGUGCAGUCUGCCGUGCACAGAACUUCAAGUCACGCUUUGACAACCUGAACAGACACAGCCACAACAACCUGCGUAUUACGCGCAUCCUCAAGUCACUGGGUGAGCUGGGCCUGGAGCACUACCAGGCACCGCUGGUCCGCUUCUUCCUGGAGGAGACACUAGUGGAGAACAAAUUACCCAGCGUGCGCCAGAGUGCCCUGGACUACUUCCUGUUCGCCGUGCGCUGCCGGCACCAGCGCCGAGAGCUGGUGCACUUUGCUUGGAAGCACUUCAAGCCACGCUGCCAGUUUGUCUGGGGGCCCCAUGACAAGCUGCGGAGAUUCAGGCCCCAGCCACUCUGGGCACUAGGGCAGGCAGAUAAGGAUGAGGGCUCCAGAAACCCCUCCCAAGAGGCUGGCACACGGGGUCGGACCUAUGGAUCUGGAAGGAACCUGGGUGGGGACAGGGGAACAACUGAGGAUCCCCGGCUGCUGAGCACAAAGACCCAAGAUGAUGUGGGAACCUUGGAUGGGGACCAGAGGGGUGAGGCUGAGUCCCUGAGCCCCAAAGAGAGCAAGAAGAGAAAGUUGGAGGGAAACAGGCAGGAGCAGAGCCCAUGGGAGGCAGAUCCUCAGGUAGAGAAAAUUGUCCACAACCUUGAGGGGUGUGCCCUCAGCCCCAGCAGCCAGAAACCUAGGGAGGCUGAACAGCCCUGUCCUGUUACCCACGGGGCCGAGGUGACUGAUGAGGUAAGAAAACGUAGGAAGUUGGAGGAAGGGACUGGGGGUGAUGGAGUAGCCAGUAACCAUAGCACUGAUACGUUAUGCCCUGCCCUGCCUCCUACACCUUCAGAGUGUCCUGAGGCCCAAAAAGAUGAGAAUGGGCCAGAGGACCCAGAAAGCCAGGUGGGGACAGAGGACCCAGAAAGCCAGGUGGAGUCAGAGGACCCAGAAAGCCAGGUGGAGUCAGAGGACCCAGAAAGCCAGGUGGGGACAGAGGACCCAGGAAGCCAGGUGGGGACAGAGGACCCAGGAAGCCAGGUGGAGUCAGAGGACCCAGAAAGCCAGGUGGGGGUAGAGUACCCAGAAAGCCAGGUGGGGGCAGAGGACCCAGAAAGCCAGGUGGGGGUAGAGUACCCAGAAAGCCAGGUGGAGUCAGAGGACCCAGAAAGCCAGGUGGGGGUAGAGUACCCAGAAAGCCAGGUGGGGGUAGAGUACCCAGAAAGCCAGGUGGGAGUAGAGCAAGGUACCUUUGGGAACUUGGUGGAACACCCUGACACCACAGAAGUCUCAGUGGGUGAGUCAGAGAGGUUGGCAGGGAUGGGGACUUCUGCUGAACCCCCAAAGCCUUAGAGGUGCAUCUCAGUCCUGCUCCACCCACUGCAGGGGUUGUCUUGUGUCCUAGAGCCCUGUUGUUAGCUCUUCUUGGUGCCCCACAGUGCUGGCCUCUCCCUGGUGGCCACUGAAGCAGCCACCAGGGGGACUGAGGCUCUGCCUUCAGAACCCUCCUUACCUCACUGUGUCCUCCCCCACUGCCCUCUGAGCCCCGUGUUUGUGAACAGACCCUAAGGGUCUCGGGGGAGGGGCCUCUUUUCUUAAUCUGGUGCCAAGUGAGGCCUUUUCUGAAUAAACUCUUUGGACUUUG